ACAUAUUCAUAUUUAUUUGUAAUGUCGUUAGUUCCUAAUUAUGCAAGUAGUUCUGACUCUGAUGAAUCAGAUAAUGAAUCAAAACCCCAACAAAAAAUAGAAACUAGAACAAAGAAAACAUUAUCAUCAUUAUUACCACAGCCAAAAAAAACGGUUUAUAUUGAUCUACCGAAAAUAAAAGAUGACAACGAAGAGGAAGAGGAAAUAGAAAGAAAGCCAAUACGUAAUAAAACAACUGCAGGUUUAGGAUUAGCUGACUUGCUACCAGCACCAAAAAAUAGGGCAAUUUCUGUACCUGUAACUAAAACAACUACUGAUAAAGCAUUCACACCUCAUUCCUUAGCAAAAAGGCUUAAAGAAAAGAAUCAAGCUAUUCGGGAAAAACUCGAGAAAAAGGAAGAAAAUAAGGAUGAAACAAGCAAAUAUGAUGAUAUUGAAACAAAUAAUGAGGAAGAUGAAUUAGUAGAGAACCAAAAGGAAGAAGCAAUAAAAAAAUAUACAGGACCAUUUUUCCGUGUAGGUAAAGAUUUAAAGGAAGAGCAGCCUAUUAAAAAGCCAGUACAAAAACAUACAGAUAUACCUAUUGGUCCCAUCUAUACAGCCGAGAAGCCACCAGAACCAGAAGAACCUGAGUUAACUGCAGUUGAUGCAUACGCUUAUGACCCUAAUGCCAUCUACUCAGCAGAUCCUUCUCUCUAUUAUCAAUACCAACAACAAACUCACGAACAAGAUGAUAUAAAUCUUGAACAAUAUAUUGGCAAAAGGGCUAGAGGAGAAACGAGUGUUCAGAUCAAGACAAUCAACCAACAAGAUAUAUUGCCUUCAGAGGAUUGGAGAGCUACCCAAGCUUUAACUGCUGCACCAAAAUUCUAUACAGGUGCUCCUAUGCAAGCAAGUAAGUUACAAAUGAAGAAAAACAAUAUUGUAGCCUUAGCAGCGCAUGCAGUUAAUAAUCAAGAGAGAUUGGAUGAAAUGUUUGCUGCAAAUAAGAGAACAAGACGUGAAGCUGCUAGAAAAUAUGGUUUCUGACCAGCUAAUCAUUCAUUCAUUUAUAUUUAAUACAAAUUCUAUAUAACAAAAGGAGAUAAUUAAUAAAGAAAGAAGAAACAAAGAAAAAGGGGAAGGGCAAGGAAGAGAGAUAACCUUCUACUUAUUUAAAGC
This is a messenger RNA of Cokeromyces recurvatus, 1161 nucleotides long. Its product is annotated as mitotic checkpoint regulator, MAD2B-interacting-domain-containing protein. The record is from RefSeq and is a predicted model, not a curated record. Gene Ontology annotation, cellular component: nucleus. NCBI's taxonomy places the organism in Eukaryota, Fungi, Mucoromycota, Mucoromycetes, Mucorales, Mucoraceae. Bases 22 to 1029 code for a protein of 335 amino acids. The transcript has 4 exons.